Molecule: messenger RNA, 967 nt
Organism: Helicoverpa armigera (cotton bollworm)
Lineage: Eukaryota; Metazoa; Arthropoda; Insecta; Lepidoptera; Noctuidae
Exons: 6
Coding region: 113-703 (196 amino acids)
Source: RefSeq, a predicted model, not a curated record
UAAGAUAAUGCCUGAUAUAAAAGAGUUUCUGCCUGGAAGAAUCAUUUAUUAAACCGACAGUCGUGGUUCGGGAACUAGCCUCCACGAAACAUUCUAAAGGAAAGAUUCCAAGAUGGCCGUUCGGUGUUUCAUCAUUCUUCAGGCGCUAUGCGUGACCUUUUGCCUGGCCUAUUCACAGUCAAACGAGGAAACAGCUAGAGAAUUUAUAGAGCAUGUCCUCAGGAUUCCUGACCCUGAAAAGAUUCUGAACUCGGCACGUGGAAGACUUGAGAGGAGUAGACAACAAGAGAUGAGACAGCGUGUUUCUUCUGACGUCGAUUGUGAAGACCCCACUGAGUUGCUACCUGAAUACACGGCAUCGCUCCAAGGACCUCGAGAGUUGAGGCAGCUGGGAGCACAGAAACAUUACCCGAUCUGUCAUUUGGAAAGGAAAAUUAAGAAGCUGAAUACCAAUGAGUACGAAUACAGACCAGCUUAUUACGAAGAAGUUCGUUGCACCAUGUGGUCUAAUGAGGAUAUCGGAGACACUAAUGAGAUAUGUUCGAGCCUCGGGUUUGCCUGCGUGCAGUGGAACAAAACUAUACACCUGACUAGAAGACGAUACAAUAGCGAUUGUUGGGAAACCAGCACCAUGGUGAUACCAGCGGGCUGCGAGUGUAUGUGGCCUGUACAUCGGCUCGGAGACAUGAACCUUCGAGUUUAAGCCAACUGAAGACAGAAUCUCCCGUCCCAAGAACCACUAGAUAUCCCAAUUACAUUUAUCCAAAAAUUAUAUAGCCGUCAACCAUUUUGAGGCCCAAUUUCAUCGGCAAUAUAUACGUCAGUUGUCUUUAAAAAAAAAUUAACCUGUGAAUUUUCAGGUUUAAGUUUCAAAGUAAAAAGUCGUUUUCAGAAAAACGGUCGAGUGUGUUGUUGGUGAAGUUGGACCUAAGUUACACAAAAUAAUCUGUAAAAAGGUUUCAGUUUU